AUGUGGGUUAUGGUGUGGAAAAAUAGGUGGACACACCCUCUGACUGGAGGAGCCCCAAGACGGAGUCGCGCAAAUUUCUGUGUUUGUUCUCUCUCUCUCUCUCUCUCUCUCUCUCUCUCUCUCUCUCUCUCCGUUUUCUUUCUUUGCUUCUAUACUGCUAAAUUUCUUUUUCCUACAAUAAUCAGUUUUCUUUCUUUCUUUUUCUUUAUUUCUUUUUAUUUUUCUUUAUCAACUUCUUUCUUUCUUUCUUUUCUUCUUUUUCUUUCUUUAUUUCUUUUCCUUUCUUUCUUUUUAUGUUUCUUUAUCAACUUCUUUCUUUUUUUCUUUCUUUUCUUCUAUGAUGUUAAAUUCUUUUUUCCUACAAUAAUUAUCAUUUUUUUCUACCAUGACGUUAAUAAUUUCAGUUCUUUCUUUUUCCUUUCUUCUUUUUCCUUUCUUCUUUUUCUUUUCUUCCACGAUGUUAACUUUAUUUUUCGUAUAAUAAUUCUGUGUCUUACUACGAUUUUUUCCCUUCUUUCUUUCUUUCUUUCUUUCUUUCUUUCUUUCUUUCUUUAUUUAUUUAUUUAUUUCCAUGACGUAUUUUUUCCUAAAAUAGUUUUUUUCUUUCUUUCUUUCUUUCUUUCUUUCUUUUCCUCCCGAAAGUUAACUUUCUUUUUCUUUUCUUUUUUCUAUCUGCUUUCUUUCUUUCUUUCUUUCUUUCUUUCUUUCUUUCUUUUCCUCCCGAAAGUUAACUUUCUUUUUCUUUUUUUUUUUAUCUGCUUUCUUUCUUUCUUUCUUUCUUUCUUUCUUUCUUUCUUUCUUUCUUUCUUUCCUGAUGUUAAGUUUCUUUUUCCUACAGUAAUUAGUUUUCUUUCUUUCUUUUCGCCUCUGUCAUUUAUUUUCUAUUUUCUUCGAAAUACUUUCUUUCUUUCUUUUCUUUCACUCUGUUUUUCUGUCCUUCCUUUUCAUACCGUUUACAUUUUCUUGCAAUAUAUCCCCCAUCUCUCUCUUUCUUUCUUUCUAUCUUCAUUUUUCUAUGAUGUUUACUUUAUUUUCAUUAAAUUGUCUUCUUUCUUUUUUCUUCUUUUACUUUCAAUAUUUUUUUCAUUUUGUUCUUUCUUUCAUACCCUUUACUUUUUUGGUUACUCCAGUCACUAUCUCUUUCUUUCUCUCUUUCUUUCUUUCUUUUCUAGUAUAUAUCGUCCUUUUUUAACCUUUUUCCUUUUUUGCAUUUAA
Acanthosepion pharaonis is the source of this 1215-nucleotide messenger RNA. The record is from the annotation of a GenBank genome assembly. NCBI's taxonomy places the organism in Eukaryota, Metazoa, Mollusca, Cephalopoda, Sepiida, Sepiidae.